AUGACUCCUUUUUCGAAUAACUACAAGCCCACAGCCGCCAAGGCCAAGAAGACCAACCGCAAGAGACGCCCACGACGUGAGCUUCCUGAAGACCUCACAGAACUUUACAUUGCUGAUAGUCGUCCGACUGACCUCGAUGUUAUCGCUGGACGCGGCGGUGGCUCCAAUCACCAUGAAGGAAACAAGAGAUACUGGCGCCGAAUCCUAGUCGAACGGCCAGGAUACAAGCAGCUCGGCAAGAAUGACAAUACCGAGAAGAACGAAAUUGCGUCUGCCAUCUUCCAGGACAUCAUCUCAACUGGAGGAAGAUUCCUUCAGCUUGACUCCAAGACUAAAAAGUGGUUCAAUAUCCCAGAGAAGAUCUCCCUGGACAAGAUCAAGCAAGCCCUCAGAGACAAGUACGUCCCUCAUUUUGCCAAGGGAGGGGAUUUUGCCAAGGAAGAGCCACAAUCCCCAACGACCGCACCUCCCGCACCUCUGCCGACACCAGUGUUUACGGUGGAGGAGGAGAACAAGUUCUUCGACUUCUUGAACAAGAAGUCUUCGGCUCCAACCACAAAGAAUGGUUUCUUUAGUACCCCCAGUCUUGACUUAUGCUCCAUCCUUGGACAGUCAAGCUUGGGCAAGUUGGACACUCCGAAAAUCUCCGUUCAAAAUACUUUGUGUCCGGACAACUUUGCUCCCUUUGAGAGGUCUUUGGACAAGUUGGACAUGUUAAAAAAGUCUGGCAGCAUGCUGUCCAAAAACAACAUGGAUGAGACCUGGAGUAAAUUCCCAACUCCCAACGACAACACCAUGAACAAGUCCCCUUUUGAAUCUACUAGCCUACCUCCUCCAGGCUAUUCAUUGGAUCAUUUGAUGCGGGGUGACUUGAUCAAGACUGGUGACAACUUCAUGGUUGAAGCCAAGGACGUUACUCUGCCCAAGUCAACUGGAAUGUCUGAAGCCUGCGAGAAUUUGUUCCAAAAGUACUUGGCGCAGCAGUAUGAGUCUGCCGUUCCAUCAUCUUCCGGGACGAGAACUGUUGUCUCAGUCUAA
Cylindrotheca closterium is the source of this 1038-nucleotide messenger RNA. The record is from the annotation of a GenBank genome assembly. NCBI's taxonomy places the organism in Eukaryota, Bacillariophyta, Bacillariophyceae, Bacillariales, Bacillariaceae.